Amborella trichopoda is the source of this 1119-nucleotide messenger RNA. Its product is annotated as ADP-ribosylation factor 2. Gene Ontology annotation, molecular function: GTPase activity; GTP binding. Lineage: Eukaryota; Viridiplantae; Streptophyta; Magnoliopsida; Amborellales; Amborellaceae. The record is from RefSeq and is a predicted model, not a curated record.
AAAUAGCCUCAAUUUCUUGAGUUCAUCGUCUGGAGGGCAGCUUUUCUCUGGAAGAUUUUGCAUCUGACGGAGAUUGCCUGAAGAAGAAGAAGCUGCUCCUCUGUUCCCCUUCUAACAGAUCCUUAACAACAGGCAUUUCCUCGCUUUCUCUCUGAUAUAUCUUUCGGCACAAAGAUGGGGCUGACUUUCACCAAGCUUUUCAGUAGGCUUUUUGCAAAGAAGGAGAUGCGUAUCCUUAUGGUUGGUUUGGAUGCCGCUGGUAAGACAACCAUUUUGUACAAGCUCAAGCUGGGAGAGAUUGUCACCACAAUUCCCACUAUUGGAUUUAAUGUGGAGACUGUGGAGUACAAGAACAUUAGCUUCACUGUGUGGGAUGUUGGGGGUCAGGACAAGAUCCGUCCUUUGUGGAGACAUUACUUCCAAAACACGCAAGGUCUCAUCUUUGUUGUUGAUAGCAAUGACAGAGAUCGUAUUGUUGAGGCAAGGGAUGAGCUGCAUCGGAUGCUGAAUGAGGAUGAAUUGAGGGAUGCUGUGCUGCUGGUGUUUGCUAACAAGCAAGAUCUCCCAAACGCAAUGAAUGCUGCUGAGAUCACCGAUAAGCUUGGCCUUCACUCUCUCCGCCAACGCCACUGGUACAUCCAGAGCACAUGUGCUACCUCUGGGGAGGGGCUUUAUGAGGGAUUAGACUGGCUCUCAAACAACAUCGCUAACAGGGCUUAAAAUUGGUUUAUCUCUUAUGAUGAUUUUGGGGUUUGCUGGAGUGUUGGAGUAGAAAUUGUGGGUCUUGCUAAGCAUAUGACAGUCGAUUGAGCAUUCUGAGGAUUCUCUCAAUAGUCUAUGGAUUUUUUUUCUUUGACCCUUGCACCCCCAGAAAAUAACUCAAGACUGUUGUUGCAUCUUUCGUAGCUUUGCUGUUUUCUUUGUUACUUUCCAUAUUAUGGCUUGAAAUUCAUUGCUCAUGGGUUGGUUGAUCGGUUACAAAGUCACGAGUCUGUCUCUUUCUCUCUCUCUCUCUGUUUGUUUGCUUUGUUGCUGCCUUAAAUUUCAUUGAGCCUGAAUUGUUGUAUAGUGAAUGUAGGAUUCAAUUAUUUCUUGAAAUGAAAUCCAUAGAUUACAGUU